CACCAUGGACCUGUUACCCCGCAGCCACACAGAAUUCAGCUCGGCUGACUACUGGGACAGGUUCUUCAAGAAGAGGGGAGAGAAGGCGUUUGAAUGGUAUGGAGAAUACCCAGAGUUGUGCGGAAUCCUCCACAAGUACAUCAAGCCUCAGGAACAGGCGCUGGUUGUCGGGUGUGGCAACUCUCGGCUCAGCGAGGAUCUCUAUGACGUGGGUUACCGCGGGCUGACCAACGUGGACAUCAGCGACGUGGUGGUGAGGCAGAUGACGGAGAGGAAUGCGGAGAAACGGGCGGAAAUGAAGUUUCUACAGAUGGAUGUCAUGCAGAUGGAUUUCCCAGACUCCAGUUUCAGCGCGGUGCUGGACAAGGGCACGCUGGACGCCCUGAUGCCUGACAGCUUAUCAGAGACCCAGGAGAGGGUCACGCGGAUGUUUGACGAGGUCGGCAGGGUCUUAAAGGUCGGAGGUCGCUACGUCAUCAUCACCCUGGCUCAGGAACACAUCCUGAAGAAGCUCAUGCAGUACUUUCCUCAGGAAGGCUGGAUCACCAGAGUUCACAAGGUGUCGGACAGUGACAGGGAGACGUCUCAGAAGGAGAUGCCUCUUCCUGUCUUCAUCUUCGUCUUUACCAAGUUCAGGAAGAUGCCACAGAUGAACAAGAUUUUAGAGGUGUGUUUAGAUGGCACAGACACCAUGCAGAGGCUGUCCUGUGAGGAGGAUGUGGUGAAAGCUGUGAAGGAGAGACAACAUUACGCCAUGCUGAGACAACAGCUACAGAACAGAGGACUAGAGGGAGAGACAGUGUCCCUAGAGUUGUUCUCCAGUAGCAGCAGCUCUUCUGUACCCAAAUACAUCCUGCACAUCGUGGAUACAGACACAGUCAGGGCUGCUGACAGGCAGUUCGCUGUCUUUAUUGUCCCUCAGGGAAGGGAGGUAGAGUGGCUGUUUGCUACAGAUGAUGGUCGGAGACAGCUGGCAGAGACCGCAGGGUUCAGGAGACUGGUGGUGGUCUCCCUGCAGAGGGAACAUCCGUAUGAGACCAUGGCUGAGAUACAGAAGGAACUGUCAGCCAAGGUCAUGGAGCUGGCACCUCCGGGAUUUAACAGGAAAAUACAGGUCCCCUUCCUGUCAGUAGGCCAGGAUAUUGGUACCAGGACCGUGUGUUACGAGGGUACCAGCGACUUCAGCGGUCCAUACAUAGUGGAGGAUGUGGAGGGGGAGGAGGGAGUCAUCUACAGAAACCUCAUCUUUCUGUCCAACAGGAACGCUGUGCAGUCUCAGGCCAGGAUGGUGCAAGAGAACCUUCCCAAGAAGAAGGGCCGACGCAGAGCAGGGAAGAAACUGGUGGUGGAUUUUGGGUACCUGGCCUGUCAGCAUCACAGAGUCAUGGUGGCUGGACUGGGCUGUCUGCCUAAUGUUAGGGAACUAAUGGACAGGAGACUGGAUGUUGUGUUGGUGGGUCUGGGUGGAGGUGGUCUUCCUCUGUUCCUACACAAACACUUCCCAAAAAUCCAGAUUGAUGUAGUGGAGCUGGACCAGUCCAUUCUGCAGGUUGCAGAGGGGUGGUUUGGGUUCCAGCAGGAUGACAGGAUGAGGGUACACAUCGCUGAUGGACUGAUCUACUUGGAGGAGCAGGCAAAACAAGCCAGCAGCAGUUCCCAUGUGGUGAUCCUUGAUGUGGACAGUAAGGAUGUUACCACAGGGAUGAGUUUCCCUCCACAGCCAUUUGUCGAGAAGGAGUGUUUGAAAAACAUCAAGGACAUCCUACAUGAGGAUGGUUUGUUUAUCCUGAACCUGUCGUGUCGUAACAUGACCCUGCGGGCAUCAGUCGUCGAAACCGUCAGGUCUAUAUUUCCCAGGAUCCUCAGCAAAAAGAUCGAGGAUGAAGUGAACGAAAUUCUCUUCUGUUUUCCUUGCGAGAAGGACGUUCAUGAGAGCGGUGACGCCAUACGCACAGCGGAUGUUUCCUUGGAGGAGCUGGGUAAUCUUAAGGAGUCUAUAGGAGUUAUUCAGAAGGUGGCAAAGGGCUGUUCCCAGAGAUGGGACCAGACUCUGGAGUUAACAGAACAGUUGGAGGGGCUCAAGCUGGUGUGAUGUUAAGUCACAACAAAGUUGAUUAUUGAAGGAAAAAACCACAAAAGGACCACAGAAGUUAGAAUUCUGUUCAAAAAUGAAUUUGAUUUUGUAAUCUAAAAAUGUGACAGUUCAAAACAAUUCUGGUGUUGCCCCAACAGUAAAUCCAAAAGUUAAGUAUUUGUAAAUCUACUGUCCAGCAGUAUACUGUAAAUGCAUUUAAGUUCGCGGGGAUUUAAUUUUGCGGUAGCAGGAUAGAAAAAGGCUUUUUCGCGGUGAUUU
This is a messenger RNA of Branchiostoma floridae (Florida lancelet), 2353 nucleotides long. Its product is annotated as eEF1A lysine and N-terminal methyltransferase-like. Gene Ontology annotation, molecular function: S-adenosylmethionine-dependent methyltransferase activity. The record is from RefSeq and is a predicted model, not a curated record. Bases 5 to 2092 code for a protein of 695 amino acids. Lineage: Eukaryota; Metazoa; Chordata; Leptocardii; Amphioxiformes; Branchiostomatidae. The transcript has 14 exons.